Molecule: messenger RNA, 3343 nt
Organism: Acyrthosiphon pisum (pea aphid)
Lineage: Eukaryota; Metazoa; Arthropoda; Insecta; Hemiptera; Aphididae
Exons: 6
Coding region: 644-2974 (776 amino acids)
Source: RefSeq, a predicted model, not a curated record
AUCAAUAAUGCUAGGAUUUUGGUCGGCUCGGGCUAUGAAAACCAUUACCGUUGAAGAGGAGAAGAGUGACUACCCAAAGCGCAAACGGCGGAGAGAUAAAAACUCAAUAACAAGAUCUGGCAACGUCUAAAUGACGUAAUAUUCCGAAUUACUGCGACGGCGCACAGGCAGCAGCAACUAUCGCUGUUGUGUAUGUUGUCCCCCCGCGACGGGUCACCGGGAAGGAGGAGGCACGCGGCGUUCACUGGUUGGCCGACGACGCGGCGUCGCGUCCCAGGUGCGCUUGAGCGGUGGCCAGUAGUCUAUGGUCGGUAGUCGGUUGUCGAUAUUCGGUUGUUAUGUUCCCGUCUUCCGUAAUCCAACGUUAAUCGGAUGCGCCUUUGCCGUUCAUUUUCGUGUCUGUCCACUUUGCCCUACGCAAAACAAAUACACGGCAACGCCUUCCUGAAGUCGUGUUUCGUCUCCGUGUAUUCAAGAUGGGCAACGAUAUUAUUGUCGAUUUUCUUUUGAGCAGACGUCCUGAGUCCAGACGUGGAAUUCUAUAGAAAGGAAGGUCAAACAAGGUCUAUGCACAAUUCGUCUCAUAAUCUCAACACGAUUAUAAUUUUCAUUUUACGAUUGAGGAGAUAUUAACAAAAUAAACAUGAAGUCUGCUCAAUCGAUGAGAUCAAUGGUGGAUUCCUUUACAUAUUAUGAACCAUGUGUCCUAUUAGAAAAAAUUCCGAUUCCCAUAUGGAUGGAAAAUAAACAGAACAAUAUCAGCCUUACAAAUGGAGUGCCUGAACAUAUGAAAUUAAAAACUAAAGAAACAGAGGAGUACACAAAUGGAGAACCUAACCGUAAAAAAUUGAAAACUGAAGAAACAGAUGAGUUCACAAAUGAAGAACCUAACCGUAAAAAACUAAAAACUGAAGAAACCGACUUGGAAAUUCCAAAGUUGAUACUGUCAAAAAAUGGGGAUAUAUUUAAAUCGAAACUUAAAUAUUCAAAAAUACAGCCAGAAAGUACUCAUCUCUAUAGUCUACCUGAUAAAACAAUAAAUGAGGUUGAACCUUCAAAUAAAGAAAAAUGUAUAAAAAUAAACCAUGACAACAAAGAUAAAAUCGAAGAAAUUAAGGAAUCAGUAACACAUAAUAACUUAUUAAUUGGUAAAAUCAAAAUUCGUAACGUAAAUACAAUAAAUGCCAAUUUUACAGAAAAUAACUAUUUUGGUACAGAAAAAUCAAAUGUUUCACAAAGUUAUUCACCUUUUGUUUUUCCACCGCUGGGAACCAAGGAAGUUACAAUGCUAUGUUUUGAAAAAUUACAUAAAAAAUACUUUAAUAAAAAUGUACAAGAUACUUUGGCUAUUAAUAACAACCUACUAUUUAUGAAUAUGAUAACAAAUAUGCAUUCUAUAUCACGGGUAAACUUGAUAUUAAGUAGGAACGACACACAUGUUAUGGCUCAGAAUGUUCAUAAGCUGGCAGUUCUGUACAUAAAUUAUUUUGAAAAACUUGACAAAAUGCUACAAACAAAUAUUAUUGAUUUAACAUCUAUUUUUGAUGAUUCUGAUUUUGAACAUGGUUUUUUAAUGAUUAUUUUAAGCUUAUUCAUUGGUCUUAAGAUGUUGGGUAGUAAUAUAUUUCAGAAAAGUAAUAUUUUACUGACAAAACUUCAAAAAUUACAAUGGGAAGUUAUAAAAGAUCAAAAUGUUGAUCACAAUAAAAUCCAAACAACUUUAGAAUCCGAUACAUUUUGUUCGUGUUAUUAUAAAAUAUCAGAAUUGAUCGGAGAAGGCUCUCAUACAGAUCCCAACAUAAUUUAUUGUUGGAAGUUAUUGUUUAUACCAUCAGUUCUUAAAAUUACUCAUUUUGAUUCAGUAACUGAUGCUAUUAUAAAUGCUACAGAUGUCGAUAAAUUAGAAGGUUUAUUAGAAGAGGCAUCAAAUAAAGUACGUCAAAAUUCUUAUUCAUUAAGUGAUGCUAAAAUUGAAAAUUUAAUCGCAUUGGUGAACAAAUCUACUCAAAAAAAUAUCAAUGGCAGUUAUGAAAUGGCCGAACCGAGUACCAGUGGAUUUACUACAAUUGAAAAUACUAGAUCCACGCCAAUGCAAAGUGAAAAUACUCCACAUAUUCUUCAUACAAGAUCUUUAAGAACUGAAGAUCCAAAUACGGCAAUAAUUGAUUGCAAGUCAAAAGUCUGUGGUGUUGAAAAUACUUCAACUUUUAAUGUUCCUGAAGAAUCUAAAGAAUGGUUCAAAAAAACCAUUCCUGUUCAACGUCAAAAGAAAUGUACUCGUAAAAAAAAAUCAGAAUCCGAAGAAUUGAAAACUCUUUAUGAGGAUUAUUCUAAUACACAUUUAACAAACAUACAUUCAUUAUCAAUAGCUGAUCGUGUGAAAUUACGUAAAACGAGAAAUACUUUAAUUGCUGCAACUAAAACAACUGAAGACUCACGCAAAAAACUAAGAUCAUUCAAAAGUGAAUACGUGUAUACUCCUAGUAAUGUUAAUACAAGAAUUACACGAUCUUCAAAAUUAAAUAUUAAUUGUGUUGAACCUCCAAAAAAGUCUUUAAAAAAAAUACAUGCACCUAACCGAGUUAAAGUUCAUGGAACUAAAAAUACAACAACUGCAGUGCCAUCAAAACCUAAUGACUUGUUAAAAAUACCCUUCUCAAUUAAAAAUGAAAAUUCAUCUUUCCCACAGAUAUUCUAUACAAGUAUCUCAGAACAAAAUCGAGUUAAUAAGAACUCUCCACUUCUUUCUACAACAUCAAUUAUUAAACAUGAAGAAGUUUGUCAAGUUAGAAAUUGUUGUACUAAAGGUUCAACAAAUAAUUGCAUACACAAAAAUGUAAACUCUACUAUCAAAACGGUCAAUGUAAAACAUGGAUUAAAUGGAAAUAAAAUGAUCAUAAUGCCAAAAGAACAAUCUGUUAAAAAUAUUUCCAAGAGCUCGAGCAGCCACAAUAACGGAUUCAAUAAUGCCUAGUAAAUAAAAAUUGCAGAUGACCCAGAAAUAACUGAUUCUUACUGAAAAAAUCCAUCAGGUUUAUUACUAUAUAUUUUAUUACUUUAAAUAUUAUUUUAUAUUAUUUAAACAUUACGUAUUUUUGUUAGAAGUUAAGUUGUUGUAAAACUAACAUUAAUGGUUGUAAACAAGCCUGGGCAUAAACAAGUUAAAAAAUUAAAGCUAAGAUAAAAGUUAAGUUAACUUUAACUUUUUAAAAUGUUAAGUAUCAACUUAACUCAAAUAAAAAUUAUUUUUUACUUUCCCAGGCUUGGCUGUAAACUGGAUUGAUUUAUUGUGUAGACGGUUAUGGUUCUGUAUGUAGUCUACCUGUAAAUGUUCCAUCGUUGG